This is a messenger RNA of Mandrillus leucophaeus (drill), 4983 nucleotides long. RefSeq names its product phospholipase A2, group XIIA (gene PLA2G12A). Lineage: Eukaryota; Metazoa; Chordata; Mammalia; Primates; Cercopithecidae. Gene Ontology annotation, molecular function: calcium ion binding; A2-type glycerophospholipase activity. Gene Ontology annotation, biological process: lipid catabolic process; phospholipid metabolic process; arachidonate secretion. The transcript is spliced from 4 exons. Bases 21 to 590 code for a protein of 189 amino acids. The record is from RefSeq and is a predicted model, not a curated record. Gene Ontology annotation, cellular component: extracellular region.
UAGAGCCCCGCGCUGCGCGGAUGGCCCUGCUUCCGCGCCCCGCGCUCACCCUCCUGUUCCUCCUCAUGGCCGCUGUUGUCAGGUGCCAGGAGGAGGCCCAGACCACCGACUGGAGGGCCACCCUGAAGACCAUCCGGAACGGCGUUCAUAAGAUAGACACGUACCUGAACGCUGCCUUGGACCUCCUGGGAGGCGAGGACGGUCUCUGCCAGUAUAAAUGCAGUGACGGAUCUAAGCCUUUCCCACGUUAUGGUUAUAAACCCUCCCCACCGAAUGGAUGUGGCUCUCCACUGUUUGGUGUUCAUCUUAACAUUGGUAUCCCUUCCCUGACAAAGUGUUGCAACCAACACGACAGGUGCUAUGAGACCUGUGGCAAAAGCAAGAAUGACUGUGAUGAGGAAUUCCAAUAUUGCCUCUCCAAGAUCUGCCGAGAUGUACAGAAAACACUAGGACUCACUCAGCAUGUUCAGGCAUGUGAAACAACAGUGGAACUCUUGUUUGACAGUGUUAUACAUUUGGGUUGUAAACCAUAUCUGGACAGCCAACGAGCUGCAUGCAGGUGUCAUUAUGAAGAAAAAACCGAUCUUUAAAGGAGAUGCUGACAGCUGGUGACAGAUGAAGAUGGAAGAACAUCACCUUUGACAAAUAAUUAAUGUUUUUACAACAUAAAACUGUCUUAUUUUUGUGAAAGGAUUAUUUUGAGACCUUACAAUAAUUUAUAUCUUGAUGUUAAAACCUCAAAGAAAAAAAAGUGAGGGAGAUAGGGGAGGGCACACUUGUCUUCUCAGGUAUCUUCUCCGGCAUUGCUUCCUAACUUAUUAUGCCAAACGUCUUGACCAAUAUCAAAAACAAGUGCUUGUUAAGCGGAGAAUAUUUGAAAAGAAGAAUAUAAACUUAAUUUUCACAACCGUAUUUACCAAAAAGAUCAAAUAUAAAAUUCAUAAGGUCUAUGCAACAUUAUCUUAUUUGGAAAUAUGGGGAAAUUAUUACUUACAAGUAUUUGUUUAGUAUGAAAUUUUAAAUACACAUUUAUGCCUAGAAGGAACGGACUUUUUUUUUCUAUUUUAAUUACACAUAAUAUGUCAUUAAAGUACAACAUAAUAUGUUGUUUCUCUGUAGCCCGUUGAGCAUAUGAGUAAGUCCCAUUUCCAUUAGGACUACUUACAAGGACAAGGUUUCCAUUUUUCCAGUUGUAAAAUUGGAACCAUCAGCUGAUAACCUCGUAGGGAGCAAAUCCAGGAUAGCUGAGUAUUAUGUAAUAUGCCUAGAAGGUGAUGUGAAUGUGAUUCAGAAGCAUAGCCACUCCUAUUUUAUGAGCUACUCACAUGACAAAUGUUAUCUUUUGCUAUAACCUUUGUUAAGUUGGAGAAAAGAUGGAUUUAAUGAGAUAAAUGAAAAGAUACUUAACAUAAUACAUCAAGGCACUAUUUGCUGUUAUGCCUUGUUAUUUAUUUCCCAGCACUUGUUUCUUGUCAUAGAUUUUUUAAAGACUAUAACCUUUUACUAACUGUGGUCUUACUAAAAUUUGUGCUUGAUACUGCUUUUCAGUAUCAAAGCAUCCCUUUAACUAGAGCCAAAGGGAUGGAAAAGGCAAGAUAUAAAUAACUGCCUCUUGUAGAUCUCCUAUUUAUAUUGAAAAUUAUUACCAUAUGUUUAGAGCAAAUCCCAGAAAAUUUCAACAGCUUCUGAAGAUGUCUAUGAAUGUGGAAAACUUUUCAAUCUCUUGGAAUGCUCAGUUAUGUUCCUAGACUGGUCUUUUCUGACUACUGGUUGUUAACCUUUCCGUAGCCCAGGACCUCAAGCCAUAUAUAUCCUUUGGGUAUAACCCAUGGCCAAAGUUAUUAAGAUGAAAUGACUUUCAAAGUCAGAGAAGGACAGCAUAGGGAGAGGCGGUUCUUUGUAAGUCAUUACAGGUAGAACAGGGAAGAAGGAAAAAUAUGUUCUGCAGAAAGGGCCAUGUUCCUAACUUUGGAGAUGUGUCAUUGCCAGGAACCUAGUAUCUUCCAACUUGAAUUGGUGGCAGCUGUUCCACUGAGACAAGGCGCAUGUAUGCCUUGUGGCUAAGUGAGCAAACUGGGCUUCCUCUUAAAUGUUUGGAAUCCUCAAUUGAUUCUUUAUUUCAAACCUUUAUAAAAGAUACAGUUUUGUAAGCCAUUAUUAAUAAUUAAUGCUUAUCGGCCAGGCAUGGUGGUUCAUGCCUGUAAUCCCAGCACUUUGGAAGGCUGAGGCAGGUGGAUCACUUGAGGUCAGGAGUUUGAGACCAGCUGGCCAACACGGCGAAACACCAUCUCUACUAAAAAUAGAAAAAUUUGCCGUGCGUAGUGGCGCAUGCCUGUAGUCUUAGCUACUCAGGAGACUGAGGCAGGAGAAUCACUUGAACCCAGGAGGUGGAGGUUGCAGUGAGCCAAGAUCGUGCCACUGCACUCCAGCCUGGGCAACAGAGCAAGACUCUAUCUUAAAAAAAAACAAAAAAAAACUUAAUGGUUUAUCAAUAUUUAUUAUUGAAAUAUUUGUCCAGAUAACUUUACACUUAUAAUGAAUUCAUGGAUUUUGUUAGCAGCAUUGGCUUUCUCAAAAGGACAAACUCAGAAUAUCUUUAUAAAAUAUAAUUCAUGAUCACAAAUUACACAAAAAUCAGUAGAAACAGUUUUUAUGUUCAGAUUUUUAAAAAAACUUGGAAUACUUUUAGAUUUACAGAGAAGUUGCAAAGAUACAUGGAGCACUUCUGUGACCACUCACCCAGUUCCCCUAGUGUUAACCUUUUAUUUAACCGUGAAGAAUUUGUCAGAAGCUAAGUAACCAAUAUUGGUAAUUACUAUUAACAGAACUUGACUUUAUUUUUCAGAUUGUGCUAGUUUUUUAAUUAAUGUCAUUUUUCUUUUCCAGGAUCCAGUCUAGGAUACCACACUGAAUUAGUCAUCAUGCCUAAUUAGUCUCUGGUCUGUGAUAGUUCCACUGUCUUUCUUUUUCAUAAACUUGACAGUUUUGAGGAGUACUGAUCAGGUGUUUUGUAGAAUGUGCCUCAAUUUGAGUUUGUCUGAUGUUUUCUUCAUGAUUAGAGUGGGGUUAUGGAUUUUUUGGAAGAAUACCAGAGGUGAAGGUCCUUCUCACUGCAUCAUGUCAGGAGUUACAUGCUAUCAGCUUGAUGGUGUAUUAACUUUGGACACUUGGUUAAGGUAGUGUGUGUUGCUUUUUGCUGCUGAAAAUUACUGUUUAUUUUCCCUUUCCAUACUUCUGUUCUUUGGAAAACAGUCACUAAGUCCAGUCAUGGGAGGUGGUGGGUGGGGAAGAUUACAUUCAACCUCCUGGAAGUGGGACUAUCCAUAUGUAGUAUUUGGAAUUUUUGCAUAUGGGAAAUUUGUCUCUCUCUCCCACUCUAAUUUGUUUAUAUCAGUAUGGACUCAUGUAUAUUUUGUAUUUUGGGUAACACAGUAUUUAUUUGUUGCUUAAAUUGUCCAGCUUGGCUAUUAGGAGUUCUGCCAGGUUGGCUGCUAUGUCCCUUUGAUGUGCCCAUCCUUUUGAUUUUUGAGCACUUCCUUGCUUUCUGGCACUACAAGAUGCUCCAGGUUCAUCUUGUAUAUUCCCUGCCCCAAUGCUAGAAUCCCUAGAAUCAACCCCUCCUCCAAAGAGCCCUGGUUCCUUUUGUUGGAGAAUCAUACUUAGAAACCAAGAACUGGGCAUUAGAUGUGCUUGUUGCUACUGGGAUGUCAUUGUUUGCAGCAGAAUUGAGAAAUACGUAGGUAUAUUAACCCAUGCAUAUGUACACAUCUGUAAUUAUUAUUGUAGGUGUGUACACAGCUCAAUGUGAGUUUGUACUGCUGUCUUCAACUCAAAAUUUGUCCCAACAUUUUAUGGCAUAUAUUUAGAUUUUGAAGUUGAUAUUUUCCCAAUUGACAGAAUAAACUCAUUAAAAGCGCAAAAAACCGAGAACUAACUUUCAGCAGCUCUUUGCAAGAAAUGUAAUAUUGAUACUUUAAAAUAAUACUGCCUUCAAAUGAUGCCUGUCUCUUUAAAAUCUUUUGGCAUAGUUCUUCCAGGGACAGAUAUGGCGGUAUUUAUUUCAUAAAUGGAAAAACUGAGCACAGAGCUGUAAUGAAGACAGAAUUGAGAUAUGAGGGCAAAAGCUAAUUAAACACAUCUUCACAGGUAGCCUUUCUUUCAGUGAACCUGUAGACUAGUCCAGUAAUACUCAUUAAAAUUAGUUGUUAGAGGCUGGGCAUGGUGGCUCAGGCCUGUAAUCCUAGCACUGUGAGAGGCCAAGGCAGGCAGAUCACUCGAAGUCAGAAGUUCGAGACUAGCCUGGCCAACAUGGCAAAACCCUGUCUCUACUAAAAAUACAAAAAUUAGCUGGGCAUGGUGGGACACACCUGUAAUUCCAGCUACUCAGGAAGUGAAGGCACAAUAAUUGGUUGAACCUGGGAAGCAGAGGUUGCAGUGAGCUGAGGUUGCACCGCUGCACUCCAGCAUGGGCGUCAGAACAAGACUCUGUCUUGGAAAGAAGAAACAAAUUGUUAGCCUAAAACCCACUCUCUCUAAAUUUAAAAGAGUGAUUAUUUCUUUCAGUAUUUAUAGAAGUAUGAGAUUAUCAGAAGGUGUGAUGCACAAUGCUCAUUAUUUUAUCACAGUACAAGACAGGUAUAACAUCUAACAGUAAAGAAGAUGGAAUCUUUCUAUAAAAAUUCUGUUAUUAAUAGUUGACUGACUUCAGUAACUUUGAGGAGUAGAAUGAAACUUAUUAGGCAAGAUCUUUUCACAUACACUAUGUUGCAUUGUUCAACAUUCAUAGAAAUUACUUGCAAUAUAUUGAUUUAAGCCUUAUGUGGUGACUGGUGCUAUAUUUGAAGUAGCAUUUUUAGUUUGCUGUUUUUCCUCACUGCUUAAUCCUACAAAAACCAACCAUCUGCCUAAAAAAUAAAAGAGCAAAAAUGAGUCAGUGCAACCAGUAUAUGAAAAAUAAUAGUUAUUAAUAAAACUAUAAGGGGA